This is a messenger RNA of Pomacea canaliculata, 1718 nucleotides long. Its product is annotated as D-amino-acid oxidase-like. NCBI's taxonomy places the organism in Eukaryota, Metazoa, Mollusca, Gastropoda, Architaenioglossa, Ampullariidae. The transcript is spliced from 10 exons. The record is from RefSeq and is a predicted model, not a curated record. Gene Ontology annotation, molecular function: D-amino-acid oxidase activity; FAD binding. Bases 218 to 1282 code for a protein of 354 amino acids.
UAUAUAUAAUUAGACCAUUGCUGUGUUGUUGGCGAUGGUGAACUAUAUAUAGUGGGUUAGGGCAUCGGGUGGUGUGAUAAAGAUAAGACUUACUGCAAACCCUCGAUCUCACCGACAGUUUUCUUUUUUUUUUAAGGCGUCGGGACCAAAGGUCGACGUGACUCUUAUCUUUCCCCUGCGUUGAAGGGGUGAUCAGUGUGGGGUUCAGUCCCGAAAGAUGCAGACGGCAGGCAGACGACAGAGAGUGGGUGUGCUGGGAGCCGGCAUCAUUGGCCUGUCCACAGCUGUUCACAUUUUGGAGAAGACACAAGCAGAGUACGGACAAGGUGCCUCCGCCGUGGAGGUCACCAUCAUAGCCGAUCGCUUUUCCCCUCACACGACGUCGGAUGGAUCGGGAGGCUUUUGGGAGCCGUACCAGCUUUGCGACACACCUGUGGAGAAAAUCAGGAAAUGGAGUGAAGUGACAUGGCUUCAUAUGCUAGAGCUAAGUACUUCUCCAGUAGCCAAAGAGGUUGCAACACAGUUGGUGUCAGGAUAUACACUGUACACUGAUGGUCUUCCGGAGCAUCCAUUUUGGAAGGACACUGUACUUGGAUUUAGAGAUCUGACUCCAGAAGAACUCAAACUAUUUCCCUUUGCCAGAUGGGGAUUUUUUAAUACAACUGUUCAGAUGGAUGUGAAAUACUACAUGAACUGGCUCAUGCGAAGGUUCAAGGAAAGAGGUGGAAAGGUGGAAUUCCGAACAAUCAAGUGUUUGGAUGAGGUUAAAGAUCAAUUUGAUGUUAUCGUGAACUGCUUUGGGGUCAGGGCAGGCCAACUGGUGAAUGACUCAAAAGUCAUGCCAUUGAGGGGACAGCUGUAUAGAGUUAAGGCACCAUGGAUAAAGCAUUUUUAUUUUGUAUUUUCCAAGGAAAAACCUGCAACACAUAUUUUUCCAUUAGGCGAUUUGGUGGUGGUUGGUGGUGUGGUACAGGAGGGAAACUGGAAUGAGAAUGUUGACAGAGCAGACAGUCAGGACAUCUGGAAUCGUGUGACAGAAUUCUUCCCCUUUAUUCAGAAUGCCGACGUGGUAAACCAGUGGGCUGGACUUCGUCCUGGCCGAACAGAGGUUCGGCUGGAAGCAGAAGUUAUUGCUGCAUCUGAUGGAAAACAGAUCCCUGUGAUACACAACUAUGGACAUGGAGGAUCUGGUGUCACUCUACACUGGGGAUGUGCAGAGGAUGCUUCUGCCUUAGUGCUCAAACAUCUGAAGCCCUUGCAGACAGCAUCAAGCAAACUGUAAUGGAACUAAGUGAAUCUGUUCGAACUGCUGACUGCCAGUCAUGUAGAUAAAGAAAACCUAUACCAUUCCAGAAUCACAUUGUUAUCUCUCAUAUCUAGCUCAGAUAAGCUGUUUUUAUUCAAUUAACAUGCAAACAUUCUGACCUUAAAGUGAUGAGAUGAUUUGGCUGGUCACACAUUAUGAAGAUGAAAUAUCUAGAAGACCAUUUCAUGAGAACUAAAUUGGAGACCUGGGGUUUAUGGAUAUCAGUCCUUUACAUAUUUUAGUUGGGAUAUUUGAUUUGUUAUUUUCUUAGUUCAACAGGAAUUAGGAUCAUAUCAUAUAAUUUUGUAUUUGGAUUUUUUUCACAUCAGCACUACUACAAUGAGAAACAAUUUCUUUUUGUGUCUUUGCUAAAUAUGAAUAAAGAAGUGAACUUUCAAAUAUGAACAUGGCA